UGUGGUCAAAAUUUUGGAAAACCAUGUUUCCUUAGACAUUUGCCAACAGGGAGACAUAUCCCAUAGUGCAGUUCAUACAGAUUGUAGUGCACCAGACUUGCCUUUUGUAAGUUAUGAAUGUAAUGAUUUGACAACAGAAGAUGAGCCGGAAGAGGUUAUUGAAGGAGAUAUUAAGUCAGCAAUUAGAUCUCUGCAGAGUCCAGCAUUGGAGCAGAGGCUCACAGAUAAAGAAGACAUAAUAAGAGGUAACAUCCAACAAGCAUUGCAAUCGCUUGAGAAAUCUAAUGUAAAUAUCUCCAAAGGAGACUUUAAAUCAGCAAUGUUAUACAGGAAUUCAGGGAGAGCUGCUUCAGAGAAGAGCAAGGCUGUUCAAAAGCAGAGUGUUGCGGUGCCUAUGCCUCCAUUUGACACAAAAUUGUUUCCUUCAAUUUCAGUAACGUGUGAAGGCCAAUCAUCGAUCACAGCCAAGAACCCAACAUACUGCCCUGUAGAAAAUGGAAGCCCUAAAUCAUCCACCUCCGAGGUUGUAACUUCUCCACCGUGCCUGGCAACGAGACCAAAGAACCUGAAGUCAGCUUUGCAAGCAAAGCCAGAAUGGACUAAACCAACAGUCAUAGACAAUCCAAAUGUGCCGCAUUCAAAUAAAAGCAAUCCACUUCCUCCAAAAAAUGCUACAGAUUACUCACAACCUCCCAAUGAAAAUGUAAUUGUAGAGACACCACACACAUCUUUACCGAAUGAUGAGAGCUAUGCCAAAAAGAAAAUCAAUGUAACGGAGGAAAUACAACUGUUCAUGAAUGAUUUUGAGGACAAUGCAAAGCAUGAAAGCAACUUAAGCUUACAGGCUGCUUUGAAUGGCUUAGAAAGAACAGGCAGUGAGACCUUGACAAAAAAUGUCAAUAGGCCAAAAAUUAUCGACAAAAGUGAGUUGAAGAAAUCAAUCAAAAAUGCGACCGUCACUCAAAAUUGCAGACCAAGCAUCUCACCUCGUAGAAAACAACUCUGCGAGAACGAUGUGUCAGAGAGUAAAGUUGUUUUAAGAAACAAGAAAGUCUGUGAGACAGAGACAGAACGACGACAGAGGCUUUCUGUGCACAUGGAUGAGAUCGUGAAGGGAAAUGUGAAGGCGGCCACAGAAAUAUUUGAAAACAUGAAAAAACGAGAGGAACUCAAAGGAAUCUUGUCUCAAGUGCAAGAGAUUGAAGGAGAAAACAGCAAUGUAGGUGUUAGCUCAAUGAAGACAUUUUGUAAUAAUGUCCCUGGUUGGAUGGUCACAGAAAGUGAAGAUUCAAAGCAAAGUGAAGUUGAAAACAAAGACGAUGAUCUAGAAAGUGUUUCUUCAGUUGAAAUGGUAUAUGAAGAUUUGGAAAAUGCAAGCAGGGUAAUAAUGAAUCUGAAGGAACAAACAUUAGCGAAGCUUCUUGACAUUGAGGAAGCCAUUAAAAAAGCGCUGUAUUCCGUCUCCAACUUAAAAUCUGAGGCAGACAUUGCAGGGUUGUCAGGACUUUUUGAUGAAUCCUUAAAAUCAGAACAACCUGUUCAACAAGCGAAAAACAUUAGGAAAAUCAGCAUUGUGUCAAGCAAGGCCAAAUCAGGUCAAGGAAAAGACACAAAAAAUACACCCACUGAUUCAAGUAAUCCCAAGCAAGAAACAGCCAGGCAAGCAAACAGGGCUAUUAGAUUGUCAUCUCCCCAGUCGUCACCAUCUUUUAUAUCCAUUCAUUCGGCAGCCAGAAAACCCAUUGAACAAUUAAAGCCCCCCAUGUCGACAUUCAAACCAUUGACAGAAAUGAAUGGGCGAGACAAUCCCACUCAAGAGUGUGGUCACAAGCCAGCAAACUGCAAGAUCAGUGUGCUAGAAGUGCAAACAGUUCCUGAAGAACCUGCAGAUAUAAUUGGCACAAAGACUGUCAGUGAAACGUACAAAGAGACAGAUGGUUUUGGCAAUGUUUUUGUAUCUUCUGUGACGUCGACGUCAUCAGCUGCUAUAUUUGAGGUGGUAGGGGGCCCAAGCAGAUACGAAGUCGUGACAUCACCAAUACUACAAAGCCCUUCUGAGGCCAUUAGUAACACCAAUGAGAAAGGGAAAACAUUUAGCCAACAAAAGGAGGAUCAGUAGAUACUUUUUUUUUUAAGACAAAGGAAUUCCAGUUCAGUUAUCAGGUUUGUCCAUCUUAAAAAAAAGAUUAAAAAAACAAAAAAAACUAAUGUGGAAUUAAGGAUGUUGACUUUUUAAGAUUUUUCUUUUGUCUUAGAGAUUUUAUACUGUGAUUAUAUUAUAUACAAUGUUUAAUUAUUUUUAAAUGAGGAAAAA
Molecule: messenger RNA, 2314 nt
Organism: Corythoichthys intestinalis (scribbled pipefish)
Lineage: Eukaryota; Metazoa; Chordata; Actinopteri; Syngnathiformes; Syngnathidae
Product: xin actin-binding repeat-containing protein 1-like
Exons: 1
Coding region: 320-2119 (599 amino acids)
Biological process (GO): actin filament organization; actin cytoskeleton organization
Cellular component (GO): focal adhesion; stress fiber
Molecular function (GO): actin filament binding
Source: RefSeq, a predicted model, not a curated record